Molecule: messenger RNA, 3109 nt
Organism: Cynara cardunculus var. scolymus (artichoke)
Lineage: Eukaryota; Viridiplantae; Streptophyta; Magnoliopsida; Asterales; Asteraceae
Product: receptor protein kinase TMK1-like
Exons: 2
Coding region: 110-2941 (943 amino acids)
Biological process (GO): protein phosphorylation
Molecular function (GO): protein kinase activity; ATP binding
Source: RefSeq, a predicted model, not a curated record
AAAAACAAUGCUACCCUCUUCGUCUCCAACAGAUGAACCCUAAUCACUCAUCACCAUUCCAAUCUUAUACAUAACCCAUUCACAAUUCUUGGUGUUUUUUCCUUCACAAAUGAAGAAACCCCAUCUGGGUAUUGAAACCCGACCUCGAUUUCUCCUCUUCAUCUUCGACAUCCUUACUGUUUAUGUCAUCUAUGUUCACUCUCAGUCGACUUCCGACGAUACUGCUGUAAUGCAGGCUCUAAAGAAAAAUCUCCAACCACUGAGUUCACUCAAUUGGUCCGACCCGAAUCCAUGCAACUGGGACCGAGUCGAAUGCUCCAAAGUCAACCGGGUCACCGGAAUUCAAGUCGGUAACCAGAACCUCAAAGGCACUCUCCCUCAAUCCCUCAAUAACCUCACGGAACUCCACGUUUUGGAGUUUCAAAACAAUCAACUCACUGGGCCACUCCCCAGUCUCUCCGGGUUGAGUCAGCUCCAGAACCUACUGCUCGCUAACAACAAAUUCUCUUCAAUACCGUCGGAUUUCUUCAAUGGUAUGUCUUCUUUGCAAAACGUUUAUUUGGAUUACAAUGCGUUUACUGCAUGGUCUAUCCCAGAGAGCUUAAAAACUGCAUCGAACUUAAAAACUUUCUCGGCGACGUCCACGAAUCUUACCGGAAAACUACCGGAUUUUUUCGGCGGUGAUACUUUUCCGGGGCUAAUUACUUUGCGUUUAGCUUUCAAUUAUCUUGAAGGCGGGUUACCCAAUUCGUUUCCGGGUUCGUCCAUACAGAGCCUGUGGUUAAAUGGACAGAAAAGUGAUUCUAGGCUAAAUGGAAGCAUUGAAGUUUUACAGAAUAUGACACAAUUGACUGAAGUUUGGCUUCAUUCCAACUUGUUUUCGGGUCCUUUACCAGAUUUUUCGGGUUUAAACAAGUUGCAGAAUUUGAGUUUGAGAGAGAAUAGUUUCACAGGUCCUGUGCCAGCAUCUUUGGUAGGUUUGCAGUCUUUAAAAGUUGUGAAUUUGACUAAGAACAUGUUACAGGGGCCAAUGCCAAAGUUCGAUAGAUCGGUUGAUGUGGAUAUGAGUGAGAUUGAUAGUUUUUGUUUGCCUGAUCCUGGUGUCAAUUGUGAUGCCCGUGUUGAUAUCUUGCUUUCGGUGGUUGGAUCUGUGGGUUAUCCUCAAGGUUUUGCUAGUAAUUGGAAGGGUAAUGAUCCGUGUAAAUCGUGGUUGGGAAUUACUUGUUCGAGUGACGGGAAUAUUACGGUCGUUAACUUCCGGGGAAUGGGUCUCACGGGCACCAUUUCAUCGGAUUUAUCUUCGAUUAAGAUGCUGCAAAGAUUGAUUCUUGCAGACAAUAAUCUUACUGGGGUUAUACCUAAUGAACUUAAAGAUUUGCCAAAUCUUGUAGAGAUAGAUGUUUCAAACAAUCAACUUUAUGGCCAAAUUCCUUCUUUUAAAGAAACUGUUAAGGUGAAAACCGAUGGGAAUACGAAUAUUGGGAAAGAUGGUCCCAGUUUAACACCGGUUUCACCUUCUAAUGGUUCACCGGACUCGCCUGGUGUUAGACAUGGCGCUGGUGGUGGCAGAAGUUCCUCCACUGGGGUGGUUGUGGGAUCUGUUAUCGGCUGUCUUUGUGCAAUUUUGUUAGUGGGGUUGCUAAUUUUUUAUGUCUACAGAGCGAAAAGAAAGCGUUCUGGUAGUCUGCCUUAUCAGAACACGAUGGUCAUACAUCCCCGCCAUUCAGGGUCUGAUGGUGAUGGGGUCAAGAUCACGAUUGCCGGUUCAAGUGCUAACGGUGGGUCGAGUGAAGCAAACAGUCACACAAGUAGUGGAACUAGAGAUAUUCAUGUUAUCGAAACAGGUAGUAUGGUAAUUUCAAUCCAGGUUUUGAAGAACGUGACGAACAAUUUUAGCCCGGACAACGUUCUUGGAAGAGGAGGGUUUGGAACAGUUUACAAAGGCGAAUUACAUGAUGGAACUAAGAUUGCCGUAAAGCGGAUGGAGUCAGGAGUAAUGAGCGAAAAGGGAUUGGAUGAGUUUAAAUCGGAAAUCACCGUGCUUACCAAGGUUCGACACCGGCAUUUGGUAGCACUUCUCGGAUACUGUUUGGAUGGAAACGAGCGACUACUUGUUUACGAAUAUAUGCCUCAGGGGACACUUAGUCGGUUUCUGUUUAACUGGCAAAAUGAAAAUUUGAAGCCUCUCGAAUGGACCAAAAGAUUAAUAAUCGCUUUGGAUGUUGGUAGAGGUGUCGAAUAUUUACAUGGUUUAGCACAGCAGAGUUUCAUCCAUCGGGAUCUUAAACCGUCCAACAUUCUUCUUGGCGAUGAUAUGCACGCCAAAGUUGCGGACUUUGGACUCGUUCGGCUUGCCCCUGACGGUAAAGCUUCACUCAUCACAAGAUUGGCCGGAACUUUCGGCUAUCUUGCACCGGAAUAUGCAGUGACGGGUCGACUGACUACCAAAGUCGACGUGUUCAGCUUCGGUGUAAUCUUGAUGGAGUUGAUCACAGGGCGAAGAGCGCUUGAUGAAACCCAACCAGACGAGAGUAUUCAUCUGGUUCAGUGGUUUCGCAAAAUGCACAUCAAUAAGGACACCUUCAGAAAAGCCAUAGACCCGGCACUUGACCUCGACGAAGAAGCUCUUGCGAGUGUCGGCAAGGUGGCUGAGCUAGCCGGUCACUGCUGCGCUCGAGAACCCUACCAGAGACCUGAAAUGAGCCAUGUGGUCAACGUGCUGUCAUCUCUAGCCGAGCUUUGGAAGCCAUCUGAACUGGACCCUGAUGAGAUAUAUGGAAUCGAUCUCAAUACAACUUUGCCUCAGGCCGUAAAGAAGUGGCAAGAGUUGGAAGGAAUGAGCGGGAUUGACGAUUCGUUGGUUAUUGGGAGUGGUGAAAGCACGCAAACGAGCAUACCGAGUCAACCAUCAGGCUUUGGUAAUUCGUUCAUGUUACGGUGAGGUUUGGUUCUGGUUGGAGAUUGGCUUCGUUUGUUCAUUCUUUCUGAUGCUUAUUUAUCUGGUAUUUGUUAUUUUAUCAUUUGUCGGUGUCAUCGGUCGUUCUUGAUUGAGUUAUUUAACGUAAAAAUCCCGAUGUCUCUAUAUCUCUUUAUUGUUUUUGUUACUGUU